This is a messenger RNA of Hermetia illucens (black soldier fly), 1081 nucleotides long. RefSeq names its product testicular acid phosphatase-like. The record is from RefSeq and is a predicted model, not a curated record. Gene Ontology annotation, biological process: dephosphorylation. NCBI's taxonomy places the organism in Eukaryota, Metazoa, Arthropoda, Insecta, Diptera, Stratiomyidae. Gene Ontology annotation, molecular function: phosphatase activity. Bases 103 to 570 code for a protein of 155 amino acids. The transcript is spliced from 5 exons.
UCAUAGCGUGGAUUUAUAUCAAAUCGUAAGAAAGUUUUCCAUUUUUUCUUCAACGUUCCUAUAAAGUUACAAUAUUAGUUAUUUAUCGAAGUUGUGUCUAAAAUGGCAUUGAAUACUUUUUCUAUUCAAAAUUUGAUUUUACUCGGUAUUUUGAUACUGAGUGGCGGUAAUAAUAUUAGAGGAACAUCGGGAUCAACAUUGAAAGCUGUUUCAAUGUUAUUUCGGCACGGAGAUCGGGCGCCUGCAGUGUCAUAUCCAUUGGAUCCUUACCACGACUACCCUUGGCCGGGUGGAUAUGAAGCACUAUCGCCGAGAGGAUACAGAGAACUAUAUGGUUCUGGUUUAAUCAAAUCUACUCGAUAUUCAUCUCUUUUUGCUAUUGAUUGUGAUAGAGACGCUACCUGCACGAUGACUCUCAAUAAAAUUUUGGUUCUAAGCAGUGCAACUCAACGAUGUGUCGACAGCGUUCAAAGUUUCUUAAAUGGAUUUGUUCGAGCUGAUUGGCCUUCAAGUUUAGUUAACGUCAUACCACCAAAUCAGGAUGAGAUGUUAGGCGGAGGAAAGCCAUGACCUAAUUAUGACGACACCUUAACAACUGGAAUGAGUUUAGACCACCCCGAAUUCAAGAAAAUCAUUGAUUUUGAAUCAACAGAAGGUCAAGAACUGAUAGAUUAUUUACAGAACAACACGGGCCUUGUCAUAGAUUCGGCCAUGGGUCUGCUAACUCUUGAGGAUAUUUUGUUGGUCGAAAAGGACAACGAUCUUGAAUUGCCUGCCUGGACUGAUUCCGUUUUUGAGCAAUAUCUCGUACCACUCACCUCAAUUGUUUUCGAUAUUUGGGGUUCUUCCGAAUUUAUGAAAAUUCGCAGCUCAACUCUGUUUAGGGAUAUAACGACUAGACUUGACAACCUAAUCACGGGAUCCAGUGACCAGAAUGUUUUGUUGUAUUCAGCCCAUGACGCAACUGUUAGUACUAUGCUCCAUUUCCUUGGAAUUCGGGAUCAAACUGUUGCUAGACCAACCUAUGCGGCGUCGCUUAAUUUGGAGCUUCAUGAAAAUCAAGAAAUAGAGGACGAUUUUG